Molecule: messenger RNA, 4634 nt
Organism: Hymenoscyphus albidus
Lineage: Eukaryota; Fungi; Ascomycota; Leotiomycetes; Helotiales; Helotiaceae
Source: the annotation of a GenBank genome assembly
CCCCCCCCCCGCCGCCUAUCAACCAACCUGUACCCCCGUACCAGUAACUACUCGUAAUACCGGUAUCACGGCCAUUCACAUCCACGCCUGCACAAACAUCCACUCCUCCCGACUCCUCUCCUCACCUCACCCCAUUCACCAAAGUGGCGCAACAUGUUGAUACUGCCCCUAUAACCAAGAAUUUGUCCUGGUAUGGCCCGAGGUGCUGAGGUGAGCACAUUGCCGUCGCUCUGUACCCGAUAACAAGCUCCCAAAAAGCGAGAGUCCCAUUCCAGUCUGCCAACACUACACCAACCUGCAAUAUGGAAAGCGUUCACGGCGUCGAUAUCUCCUGGAUGACCAGCAAGAGUUCAACGAGAGGUACGUAUGUCAUUGCGACGAUCCAUCCGAGUCCUCACUCAUGUCUGAGAUGGCCCUGGAAAGACGGUCCCAAUGCGGUGGAACCCGAGGUUUUAAUACUUCUUACGAGAAUCAUACGCUGACAGACUAUCUCUCUCCAGUAGAUCACAAUCCAAAACCACAGCCUUUACCAGAUUCGAUUCCACCGGCUACGAAAGCUUCACAGAAUAGCAAUGGCCACGAAACCGAGAAAGUGACAUCUCCGAAAACCAUACCACACAGACCCGGCUUCUCAAGAACCGUUUCAACAGACAGAACAGCGACGCAAAAUGGCAAUGGAAGUGUGCCAAAGAACGGAUCAAUCUCACCGGGACGACGAGCUUCGUGGUUAUCUUCGAUAUCUUCCAAGUUUUCAACCUCGCCCGCUGCAGUACACAAUGGACAAGGACCGGUAUCACCAAACUCCCAAUGUGCCACCAAUUCUUCGACCCAGGACCCUCCGGUUCCUGCUGGACCUCAUUCUCCCAAGAAUGCGAUACUACCACAUGCGGUGAAAGCUGCUGGCGACCAACCUUAUACCCCUGCUCCACCGAAAUCCACACAACCAAGUUUCUUGCAGAGCGCAUUACGAAGACUAUCAUCGUCCGGCGGGCAACUGUCGCAUAGUCCAAGAGGUGUACAGCAUGGUUUAUGCGAAAGGAAGGUCUUGAAUGUGGACCCCAAUCGGGAACGGUGCCCUGUACAAGAAUUGGAUCAGUCAAAGUUGAAAAGGGUAGCCUUUUGCGUGGACGUGGAGAUCGCCAGUAGUCCACGGUAUAAUGAUGAAGUUUCAGAAGAGAAGCAGAAGGAAAAGGAGAAGGAGAAGAAGAAAUCCGUAGUGGAGCUGACAGAGGAACCGAAAUCUACAUUAACCCUCGAGGUGGAGAAGGGAUUAGUAGAUGUUGUCGAAUCCCAAAAAUCGGCCUCGGAGAAAACGAGUGACUCGAAAGGCGAACCAAUCUCAGCUGACAAGGAGACCAAGAAGAAAGAGAAGAAAAAGAGGAGUGAGGAGGAGAGGAAAGCAAGGAAAGAAAAGAAACGGAAAUUAGCAGAGGCAAAUGGUACCCUUCCUGUUGAGCUUAUUAGAAAUACAAGCGAGAGUUCUCUGGGGAGUUUUCUGACUGGAACUGGUACACCAAGAACUCAAAUCUCACCAACUACAGAUCCUGCACGGAUAUACCGACGUUGUUGUCAAUUGCGAGAGACACCGAUAUUGAAAAAGAUUACCGAGCAACUGACGGCCUCUAUGUCGAGUAUGGAAACUCCUGGGGUAGUCAAGUCUUUGGACCUUACCAAUUAUUGGCUUCAAUUACCCGAUCUUGUCACCCUCGGAGAUUAUCUAGCUGUCGUUCCGGUAAAAGAAAUCAUUCUGGAUAACAGUGGCUUGACAGAUGAAGGAGUUCGCGUCGUAUUAGCCGGCUUAUUAGCAGCGAAAGGUCCAGAUUACCAAAGAAGGAAGCUUAAACCAGGCAAAGACGGAGAGACGAUGCAUGGAGGUGGUAUUGUAGAGCGUGUAGUCUUCAAGAAUAAUGCCAAGAUUGGUAAGGAUGGAUGGCGAUAUAUCUGCAUAUUUAUCAAUAUGUGUCGGUCAUUGAAGUCCAUGGAUCUUUCUAAGGUUCCUUUUCCACAACCUCUGACCGUUACUUCCCCACAACCGCAUCACCAGCAUCAUCACCAGCUACAUCUUCACCGAACUAUCAGUUCGACACCCCCGGUCCCGGAUGUCUCUUGCCUUCUUUCUAAAGCCCUCGGUGAACGCUUGGCAGGAAAGGAAUUUGAAUUGUUGAAUGUUGCCGAAUGUGGUUUGAAUACUGAACAGCUGGGAAAUUUGAUUGACGGUGCCAUAAAAUCUGGACUACGCCGACUCGGCAUUGCCGGUAACGAUAUCACCCCCGAGGGUAUGCAACACGUUGCUCGCUAUAUUCGAGAAGGCAGAUGUGAGGGUCUGGAUUUGGGUGGGAAUGAUUUGAAGGAUCAACUCGGUGUAAUCGCUGGCGCUCUAAGUGCCGACACUGAGAUUUACGCUUUGAGUGUAGCCGAGUGCAAUCUUACGCCAGACUCGUUAUGGACGUUGUUUCCAGAGUUGGUGAAGCUGAAGAAUUUUCGUUUUAUCGAUUUGUCACAAAAUCACGCCCUGUUCGAGGCCCAGCCCAGUGCUAUUGGGUUGCUUAGAAGGUACGUUGUUUUCCCAUGUUAUCCGGUCAUACCAUCUGCAAGUGAGUUGGUGCCCAAUGUGGGUUGCCUUUUUAAAGUUGAUGAGUCUUGCGGCUGAAUUGAGGCUCCCUACCGUCUUAUUAUGUCAGACUGGCACACUUUAUUGCCCCCCCUUUUCCUCAGCCUUACAUGUGCUUUUUUGUUUGAUACAUUGUCAGGUUGCCGAUUGGACGACACCAAUUUACUAACUUGGUAAUAGAUACAUUCCCAAGAUGCCUAUUUUAAAGAGGAUACACCUCUCCAACGUUUCAAUGACACCUGAUCAGGCUAUUGCAUUGGCUGAAAUUCUCCCAGAAAGCUCUAGUCUUGCCCACUUGUCCAUAAUGGAAAAUCCACAGCUUGCUGCCCUGGCCAAUGCAAAGGACGAAGCCAGCCAAGAGGAAGCAUGUGCGUUAUAUGCAUCACUAAUGGCAGCAGUCCGGGUAUCCAACACGAUUAUGUGCAUAGAUAUCGAGGUGCCAUCCCAGGAUUCGAGUGAGGUCGUGAAAGCUCUGGCUAAACAAGUGGUUGCCUAUUGCUUAAGAAACAUGGAACGAGGUCCAGUAGCUGAGAUUAGUAAAGCCGUAAGUGCAGCAAUGGAACCUCAUGGUGGCGAAAAGGAGGUUGUGGUACCAGACGUGUUGUUGCAUCUCGUUGGCCAUGAUGAGAGUAGUAAUGAUGGACAUACCGACGAUGAUCCAGCCCCAGAUGAAGAUUAUGUUAUUGGUGGUAGUGGAGUGGUGAAGGCUUUAGGCAUCUGUUUAAAGAACCGAGGCAACGACUUGAGGAAUGAUUCAACCGGUGAUCACUCGGGUGAAAAUGGAAAUGACCCUGAGAGACCGAUGUCCCCCGCCAGUGGUGGUAAGGCUAAGGACAUGUCCAAAAAUCUUCUUGGGAGUGCUCGUAAGAUCCGCGCUCGAUUGCAACCUGCUUUGCUCAAGGAAUCCAAGGGCAAGGAUAUGGUUACUUAUCGUAUGUACCCCUACUUCUUUUGAUUCUUCCAUGCUCAUUGAAUAUUUCAGAACGCCUUAUAUUCCUGGACCAAACGCUCGAGGGUAUGAUCAAUCGAUUUGAAGACGAAUAUCCCGAGACUCGUAUAUCCGAACCCCCAUCCACACCACCUGUUACAGAAGUUGCCAACCUUAGGCACGAAAGUCCUUCCGAAAGUAUCGAAAUUUCCGGACAUGAUGGAUACACGUCAGAUAACGAACACGCUCUCGUGGAAGUACCCAAUUCGGAUGACGAAGAAGGACAUGGUAUCCGUCCCGUCCUAUCUCGACACAAUUCCGAUGUCUCGCUCGCUUCCAGGGCGCUAAGCGAGGAAGAAGGCCGUAUGCAUCGCUUCGGACAGAAGUUCCGGAGGGAUAUUUUGAAGCCGGAUUCCGAAGAUCCGGAAACGAAGCAGCAUGAACAACCUAAGCAUCUCCAAAUGUUGAGAGCUAUGGUCGAUGGACUUGGAGGUCAGGAGAUUAUAGAGCGGUUAAAUCUUAUUGGGGAUGAGAGGUUAUUGGAUGAUAUGAGUAAUGAGGCGAGAAUGUUGAAGAAGGAAUUGAAGGAACAGGACCCCGAGGGUUGGGAAGUCUUUGUGCAGAGUCAGAGGGCGGCCAUGAGGAAUGUUCGGGUUGAUGUGGGAUCGCAUGAUGGGGAUAGCAGGACGGGUGAGGUCGGAGGGGAAAGUGCUAUUGUUGAUUAGAUGCGUGAGCGAGGGAACCUUUAGCCGGUGAUUAAGCUGCAAGAGCGAAUGGUUUGGCGAUGGGGCAGUUGUAACUUUAUCUCUCUUACUCUUUCGUUGAUUCAGGGGGUUUUUUUUAAUCUUACCCAUUCUGGGAAUUGGGCAAUUGGAAUCGGUAUGGAAGGGAUUUGGAACUUUUAGCGAAUGGCGGGGGGGUUCUUUUUUGUUUUUUCGCGGUGAGGCGGUUCUUGCUUCCCUUUCUCUGUCUCUUGAGUGAGAUAUAAAACGGAUCGGUUUCCUCUUUCUUCCCUUGCUGGCUUCUUUCUUGUCCUGUCUCCUUUGGUUUGGAGGUGGAGGUGAUUUAAUUUUGCAAUGAUAUAUCGUUUUUUGG